GCACGGGAGGCGGAGGCGGGGGAAAAUGGCGGACGGCAGAGCUGAGGGGGAGAAGGCGAAGCGGCCGCAGCCCGGAGGAGGACCUGAAGAAGAGGCAGAAAAACCUGUGAAAACUAAGACUGUUUCUUCCAGUAAUGGAGGAGAAAGUUCGAGUCGCAGCGCAGAGAAACGGGCAGCUAAUGAAGAAGCUGAAGACUUCACCACAAAGCCUGCUCCUGCCAAAAUGUCCAAGUUUGGAUUUUCCAUAGGCAGUCAGACAGCAAAGAAGGCAUCUGCAAUAUCCAUCAAACUAGGAGCAAAUAAGCCUAAAGAGCCUGUUCCAACCCUUGCUCCAAAAACCCUUUCCGUAGCAGCAGCUUUCAAUGAAGAUGAAGAUAGUGAACCAGAAGAAAUGCCUCCAGAAGCCAAGAUGCGUAUGAAGAACAUCGGAAGGGAUACACCAACCUCAGCAGGACCAAAUUCCUUCAAUAAAGGAAAGCAUGGUUUUUCUGACAACCAGAAGCUAUGGGAACGAAAUAUAAAAUCUCAUCUUGGAAAUGUCCAUGACCAAGAAAAUAACUAAAUGAUGUGGAUUGAGAGUCGGGUGUUUGGGGGGAGGGGAGGGUGUAAUGUUAAAGGAACAGUUUCCUUUUUUAAGAAUGGUAUAAGACUAUCUUUGGAGCCACUUUUUUAAGAUUGAGUGGUACACUAAUAACUGAGUUUGAAAUUAGAGGUAAUUUAUGUUUUGUAUACAGAUUUCAAGGCAUUUGCUAAUUUUGUAGUUCCAUGUGAUUAGUUUCAAAAGGUUACAGAUAAUAAAGAAAUUGGAGUGGUACCUUUUUAAGAUUUUUUUUUUUUUUUUUUUUUGGUCAGUGAUUAAUUAAGGUGGAUGAAAAAGGUUACUGUCUCUUUAAUCAGGUUAACAUGGAAUGCUCUUGCAUUCUCACUUCUGGCUCCCUCUUCGUAACAGGAGAAACAGUUGACUCCUAGGAAUACUGCUAAAGAGAGUGAGCAUUGUCUUGUGCUAGAAGUGUUACUGGACUAUUCAUUUGAAUAUAAACUUAUGCAGGAAAUUAUAAGAACCUGGAUUUUUUUUUCCUCCCUGCAGUCACCUUUUGUUAAGUCUCUGCAAACUAGGAAUUAUGUUUCUCUGAGUGGCUCUGGUAACUUAGUUCUAAUUUUGUUUAAAACUUCAUGUAGAAUGUGUAACCUUCUGUGGCCUGUUUCACCCUAAGGGAAUGGGCCUUGUUUGUAUAUUAGAUACAGUCUGUAAAAAAUAUUCACUACAAAGGUAAAUCAGUAUUUUCAGUGUGCUCCUCUUAAAUCAUUAGCCUUGAGUAGUGCUUGUUAGCAUUUCCUUGUGGCACACAAAAGCCACCACCAAAAAGACAAGCUAAUGUACAUUAAGCUUCACAUUUGGUUGAAAUAUUUUUCUUUACUAUGCCUAGAAGGAAUAAAAGCCACACCAAAAAUCAGUAACUCACUGCUUAAGUAUGAAAAAUCUGAGAUGCACUUUCCCUGUCUUGCCAUUUAAAACAAAAUGCCUUGAUGCCUGUGACCUCAGUGGACACUAUCAGGUUAAAGAAGGAUAAUGUAUUUGCAGUCUUCAUGCUUCUAACAAGUGUCAACUUCAGGAAUAAAACUCAACCUUUUCCUACCUGUCUGCCUUUUGCAGUAAUUUUCAACAAUGACAUUAGUCUGGUCGGUUUAAUUUCCUAGCUUUUGUACUGGAGAACAUACUGCUGUAGGAUUUCAAACCUAGUAAUGACUGUCUAAAUUUCAGUCUAAUUUAGAUUACAUAUUUUUAAAACAUUUUACUAGCAGAACUGGUUUAACAGAAAGUUAUCAACAGCAA
Molecule: messenger RNA, 1834 nt
Organism: Haliaeetus leucocephalus (bald eagle)
Lineage: Eukaryota; Metazoa; Chordata; Aves; Accipitriformes; Accipitridae
Gene: PCNP
Product: PEST proteolytic signal containing nuclear protein
Exons: 5
Coding region: 26-562 (178 amino acids)
Biological process (GO): proteasome-mediated ubiquitin-dependent protein catabolic process; protein ubiquitination
Cellular component (GO): nucleus
Source: RefSeq, a predicted model, not a curated record